This is a messenger RNA of Bicyclus anynana (squinting bush brown), 768 nucleotides long. Its product is annotated as sialin-like. The transcript is spliced from 4 exons. Bases 1 to 768 code for a protein of 255 amino acids. The record is from RefSeq and is a predicted model, not a curated record. Lineage: Eukaryota; Metazoa; Arthropoda; Insecta; Lepidoptera; Nymphalidae. Gene Ontology annotation, biological process: transmembrane transport; monoatomic anion transport. Gene Ontology annotation, molecular function: transmembrane transporter activity.
AUGCGUGUGAGUUUGAAUAUAGCAAUAACUCAAAUGGUGAAUCAUACUAAAACUUUACAAGAUCAUUUUGAUCCAGAUGCAUGUCCUAGUGACGAAGGGGUUGAUAUUACGGCAAACCAUACUGCAAUCAGUAGAGCAAAUGCUGUUUACAAUUGGGAUGAAGAAACACAGGGAUUCCUACUAAGUGGUUUCUAUUACGGUUAUGUGACGACGCAAGUUUUAGGAGGUUUCUUGGCAGAAAAGUACGGUGGCAAAUGGGUACUAGGCACUGCGUUACUUAGCACCGCUCUGUUCACAUUAAUGACUCCAUUUACAAUUAAAAAUGGAGGUGUAACUUGGUUGUUUAUUCUACGUGUCCUUGAGGGUGUAGCCGAGGGUCCAACUAUGCCUUGUCUGAUGAAUAUGAUGGCAAGGUGGACACCAACUCAAGAGAGAGCUCUCAUAUCAGCUAUACUUUUCGGAGGUGGCCAACUGGGUAACGUCUUGGGACCGUUACUAUCUGGCGUUAUCCUUGCCAAUGGUAGAGACUGGGCCUAUGUGUUCUAUUUCUUUGGCGGAGGCGGUGUGGUAUGGUUCAUUUUUUGGAGUAUUUUGUGCUUCAGCGAACCAAACUCUCAUCCGUACAUUUCGAAAAAGGAAUUAGAUUAUUUAAAUAAAAGCGUCGAGAAAGCCAAAAGUAACACAAAUAAUGAUCCGGUACCUUGGAAGGCAAUUUUGAGAUCACCGCCCGCUUGGGCCCUGCUUGCCGCUAACGUAAGCAAAAUUUGA